This is a messenger RNA of Dunckerocampus dactyliophorus (ringed pipefish), 1902 nucleotides long. RefSeq names its product secernin 2 (gene scrn2). Bases 105 to 1364 code for a protein of 419 amino acids. The transcript is spliced from 9 exons. Gene Ontology annotation, biological process: proteolysis. Gene Ontology annotation, molecular function: dipeptidase activity; cysteine-type exopeptidase activity. NCBI's taxonomy places the organism in Eukaryota, Metazoa, Chordata, Actinopteri, Syngnathiformes, Syngnathidae. The record is from RefSeq and is a predicted model, not a curated record.
CACUUGGGACACCCCUCCUUGAGGAUUUCCCGGUCACGUGACUGGCGUGUCUUCAACCUGCCCUCUCCCGGCUCACUGUCAGCGACCGUCAAUAACGGAAAAGCAUGGCAGGAGAUCCCAUGUCAUGUGACUGCUUUGUUUCCUUGCCCCCCGGCUCCCGUGACGACCACGUCAUUUUUGGCAAGAACUCCGACCGUCCCCGGGAUGAGGUGCAGGAGGUGGUCCACUACCCUGCAGCGUCUCACCCCGCGGGCACCACACUGGAGUGUACAUACAUCCAGAUCCCUCAGGCGGCGCAGACCCACGCCGUCAUUCUCAGUAAACCAGCAUGGAUAUGGGGGGCUGAAAUGGGAGCCAACGACCAGGGAGUGUGUAUUGGGAACGAGGCGGUCUGGACCAGGGAGGACGUUACCCCCGGAGAGGCUUUGCUGGGCAUGGACCUCGUGAGGCUGGGUCUGGAGCGCGGUGACAGCGCCUGGGCGGCGCUCACCGUCAUCGCUGGCUUGCUCGAGCAGCACGGCCAAGGGGGUCCAUGUAGGGAGGAUCCAGAACCCUUCAGCUACCACAACACCUUCCUUCUGGUGGACCGGAAUGAGGCCUGGGUUCUGGAAACUGCAGGCAGGCUGUGGGUCGCACAGAAAAUCUCGGAAGGAGUGAAGAACAUUUCCAACCAGUUGACCAUCGGCACUGAGAUCUCAGCGGAGCAUCCGGAGCUGCGGAGCGUGGCCCAGACUCAGGGCUGGUGGGACGGUGAAGUCGAGUUUAACUUCUCUCAAGUGUUCAGCCCUGAAAAGCCGCCCGCCAGGAUGGAGCUGGCCAAGCAGCGCUACAAGGGGGGCACACAGCUCCUAGAGCAACAUGAUGGUACCAUGACGGCAGAGGUGAUGAUGGCGAUCCUGAGGGACAAGCCCAGUGGCAUCUGCAUGGACUCUGGAGGUUUCUGCACCACAGGCAGCAUGGUGUCGAUCAUGCCCCGAGAUCCCAGCCUGCCCUGCAUUCAUUUCUUCACUGCUACCCCAGACCCGUCCAGGUCUAUAUUCAAGCCUUACAUCUUCUCUGACGAUUACACCCCAGUGCUCAGGGUGGUCUCCCCGCAAUUUGGCCCUGACGAUCCUGUGAGGAAGCAGCCACGUUUUCAGGGCCGGGUGGACCGCAGACAUGACCUGUACAAGGCCCACCAGGAGGCACUAAACACCAUGAAGACCAACCCGGACAAGGGCUUUGCUGUCUACGAGGUUUUGAGGGACCUGGAGUCACAGUGUCUGAGCGAGAUCUCAGACAUGUUGAACGGAGACAUCCCAGCCGAUGAAUUGGGAAACUUGUUUUUCGAUUGUGUGGACGCAGAGAUCAAGUUCUACCAAUGAGGAGGUGGGAGUUCAAGUGACCACACAAGCAAAUCAAAAGACUCGCCCUCCUUUCUGCACAUUCCUGGCAAAGGCAGAGCUUCAAGGACCACGGGAUGGUGGAAUCCUCAUCCUCCAACUUGCCUCUGCCUCACAGCACACAUCCCUGACACAGCUCCAUCGUUCAUUCAGACUCCAUGUCUAACAUGCAUCUGAUAUGUCAUCACCUGGGAACAAUGCCUGCACCACGUAGGGGUAGACUGCACUAGCACUAACGUAGUGGCGGGAUCUUGCACAACUACUGGAAGUAUGCAAUUCGAUUAAAGUGUGACUUGUUGGACGAGAAUGUUGUGUCAUUCCAGGGCUGCCAACAGGACAACAUGUGAUACAAAUGUUUCGAGUGGGGGAGUUGGAAUGAUAAGGAAAGUUCCCAAUAAGUACCCAAUAAAUCUACUAGUACAUGCAGGGGCUCUCCACAUCCUUGUACUGCACAGACAAAAGUUUGAUUCUGUAAUUGAUAAGAACAUUAAGUAACAUUUAAUAUGGUUUACCGUGACCC